Alternaria postmessia is the source of this 774-nucleotide messenger RNA. RefSeq lists its product as uncharacterized. The transcript has 2 exons. The record is from RefSeq and is a predicted model, not a curated record. NCBI's taxonomy places the organism in Eukaryota, Fungi, Ascomycota, Dothideomycetes, Pleosporales, Pleosporaceae. The coding region runs from base 1 to 774 and encodes 257 amino acids.
AUGCCGUCUCCACCUAGAAGCUCAAUAUCGUUUCCGAGUUCGGCGGAUCUGUUCUACUUCUGCACGACAUCGUCGACCUCUGAAGAAGACCUCAACAUCCACUACGCACCUCCGUCAAGCUCCUCGUUACGCAUUGGUGUCAUUGUUCUCGGUAACGAUCAAGUCCAACUAGCCGAUCUAGCCGCUCUCGACCUGCUCGCCAUGGUCGGAAGGAACAGAAUCUGCAGAACGAACGCCACAGCAGUAGCCAUGGAAAACGCCGUGGACGAAGUCGACAUUCGAUAUGUCAGUGUGACCGGAGAGGGGAGUUUUCCUGUCACGGCUGGCACGCGAAUGCCGGUGACGAACUCAUUUGCAAACGCGCCUCAAUUCGACAUUCUCUUCAUCCCUGGAUCCUUCUCGUCAAGCGAGUUGCCGGUGGAGGCGACCUCAUUUCUCACCUCACAAUGUCUGAAUCCCAACCUCAUUGCCAUCAUGAGCAUUGCUUCAGGCAUAUGUCACCUCGUACAAUCGGGUAUCUUACGUGGAACACGAGCUGCAGCACCUAAGCCUUUGCUUCCCGUUCUCCAGCAGCAAUAUCCCGAAACGCUCUGGCAGCGCUCAGCCUGGGCUCGACACGAGAAAGUGUGGACAAGUAAUUCGUCUGUCUCAGCGCUUGAUAUGGUUUCGACAUGGAUGCGCGAGUACUUUUGGGAUAGAAGCCAGGCUGUUGAGUAUGUUCUUACAGCCGCGGGCAUGGGAUCGCUCUACGAUUAUGAUCAUUGCGACUACUGA